Piliocolobus tephrosceles (Ugandan red Colobus) is the source of this 1389-nucleotide messenger RNA. It is a transcript of the gene STARD5, whose product is annotated as StAR related lipid transfer domain containing 5. The coding region runs from base 182 to 823 and encodes 213 amino acids. The transcript is spliced from 6 exons. Gene Ontology annotation, biological process: cholesterol import. The record is from RefSeq and is a predicted model, not a curated record. Gene Ontology annotation, molecular function: cholesterol transfer activity; cholesterol binding. Lineage: Eukaryota; Metazoa; Chordata; Mammalia; Primates; Cercopithecidae.
CGGUCCUGCCAAUCUCAGGGAGGCGGGAUCUGUCUGAGGGCCUGCACCAAUUCGGGAGCGGGGGCGGGGAAAGAGGCGGGGCUACGAGCUCCUCCCAGAACUCCAGCUUUCAGGCACCCCGGAUCCAGCGCCGCCGCUCAGAACACCCGCGACCCCGCGGCCAAGCGCAGCUCGCGGCGCAAUGGACCCGACGCUGGCAGCCCAGAUGAGCGAGGCUGUGGCUGAGAAGAUGCUCUGGUACCGGCGGGACACAGCAGGCUGGAAGAUUUGCCGGGAAGGCAAUGGAGUUUCAGUUUCCUGGAGGCCAUCUGUGGAGUUUCCAGGGAACCUGUACCGAGGAGAAGGCAUUGUAUAUGGGACACCAGAGGAGGUGUGGGACUGUGUGAAGCCAGCCGUUGGAGGCCUACGAGUGAAGUGGGAUGAGAAUGUGACCGGUUUUGAAAUUAUCCAAAGCAUCACUGAUACCCUGUGUGUAAGCAGAACCUCCACCCCCUCAGCUGCCAUGAAGCUCAUUUCUCCCAGAGAUUUUGUGGACUUGGUGCUAGUCAAGAGAUAUGAGGAUGGGACCAUCAGUUCCAAUGCCACCCAUGUGGAACACCCCUUAUGUCCCCCGAAGCCAGGUUUUGUGAGAGGAUUUAACCAUCCUUGUGGUUGCUUCUGUGAACCUCUUCCAGGGGAACCCACCAAGACCAACCUGGUCACAUUCUUCCAUACCGACCUCAGCGGUUACCUCCCACAGAACGUGGUGGACUCCUUCUUCCCCCGCAGCAUGACCCGGUUUUAUGCCAACCUUCAGAAAGCAGUGAAGCAACUCCAUGAGUAAUGCCAUCAUUACUUCUUGGCAAAGAACUCCCGUGACUCAUCGAGGAGCUCCAGCUGUUGGGACACCAAGGAGCCUGGAAGCACACGGAGGCCUGUGUUCACUCUUUGGAACAAGCCGAUGGACUACACAUCUCUGAGAAUGCCAACCAGAGGCGGCAGCCCACCCUUCCUGCCUCCUGCCCCACUCAGGGUUGGCAUGCGAUGAGCCAUUCAUGUGCUCUAAACCCAAACAUGCCUCUCCUGGCAGGGUAGACCCAGGCCUCUAACCAUCUGAUGGGGACUCGGGCUGGACACCGUGUGAUGCACUCUGGCCCCAAGCCUUUAUGUGCCCAUCACUCUCAGAGACCACGUUUCCCUGACUGUCAUAGAGAAUCAUCAUCGCCACUGAAAACCAGGCCCUGUUGCCUUUUAAGCAUCUACAGCUCCCUCAGUCUUGUGCUGCAGACCCUCAAAUGUAUUUUUCUGAUAUAGACUUUGUAUAUGGCUUUACUGCCACAAAAGAUUUUUUUUUCCUUAAAAAAGGUGUCAACUUGGAAAAUAAUGGUUUAAAAAUGGGAUAACCAUUAA